AUGGCGUCUUCGAGUCCCUCCCGAAAGCCUCAAUCGCAAAUGCAAGUACCCUCGACCCAGCUGAAGCGAGCAACCUGCAACUUAUGCCGUGAGCGCAAGGUGCGCUGCGACCGGGAAAAGCCGCAGUGUCAGCGCUGUCGCAAAUCGGGCCAAACAUGCGUCUAUCCCUCGGACAAGACAGACAACAACGAGAUCAAGUCGGCUUUGAAUUUGCUUCACUCCCGUUUGCUACAAGCGGAAAUGACGCUCCAAGAACAAGGCCUUCAAUUCACAACUCCUUCUAUGAAGCUGAACCAUUCCGUAUCCUCAAGCUAUAUGUCACAGGAGUCUCAGUUUGUGAAUGACCUACUAUCACAGGGUGAUCAGAUAGACUACUCAAAUAUGCUACCCGCCAUGAGCAAUAUUGUGAACAGCUCUGUCACAGAUGGGACUCCUUCGGAUCUAGACUUGAAUAUGACCGACCUAAAAGACAAUCCCCCAGGCCCCACAUUCAACCCAUUUUUCGAGCAUCCCACUCCCUUUAGCGGAAUGGAGCUGCAGUACGUGCCCCACUACAACAAAAUUAUGAAACUUUCAUCUAAGGCUGUGUCUUGCAGAUACCAGCCGUACUUCGAUAUAGUGCAGAAACACAUCAUGCUAAUAGACCAGCGGGAGUUUUUGCGAUCCGUCGUCCCAAUGAAAACCCACCAAUGCAUGUCCCUGAAAUAUGCCACAGCUCUCUCUGGCUCCACUGCGUGUGGAGAAACAGCCCUAGCUAUGGAGUCUUACAUAGCAGCCCGGUUCCAUCUGGAACGAGCCGAGAAUCUAGCCGAUAACUCUACUUUCUUAAACCUUGAGACUGUUCAAGCUUUGCUUCUUGUCGCAAGGUUUGAAUUUAUUCAUAUUAGCGGACCGAAAGGGCUUCUUACCAUAGCGCGGGCCACUCAGUUACUUAGCUUGCUGGGAUAUGACGUGCUCGAUCGAACCUCAUCAGAAGGUGAACAGAAUAGUUCUCACGUGAUGCCGCCAAAAUCCCAUAGCCCGGGAUGUAUUCAGAUGAUACGAAGGACGUUUUGGAUUGCAUUUGCGAUGCAUUGCAAUGCUGCUGCAAGCUUUGCAUGCUGUAUACCAGUCCGAGACAGCGGGAUCGGUACCGCAAUGCCAGUUCCUAACCCAAUGACAGACUCUGAUCUAAAGCAGCACGUCUAUCUCUCAGAUGGAAUUACAAAUACCAUCACGAAGGGACUUUCCGUAUUUUCCCUCUUUAUCUUUGCGAUGAAACUUGUCGUUGACGGAGACCGCCACCGCCAGGCGACCAACAAAUACGUACAGGACAAGGCAUCUGAUUAUAAUUUUUGCCUUGUCCACGAGAAAAUUGGCACAGAAAUCAAGCUCAUGUCGAAGUUCCUCUCGGAACAAGAGUUUCUUGACGGGCCAGAUGACGAACUUCGCGUGCUCACUUGCAUCGUCGUCAUAGGGACUCGAAUAGACUGGCUCAAGACAGCUAUUAUCGGAUCUCUAAAAGCCGCAUUUCUUGGUCCUAUUGCCAAAGAAUAUCGCACUUCAUGUGUUGCUGUCACGAAUGCUAUGUGUGAUUUGCUUCUUCAGGCAAACUUUACCGAUGCGAAACAAAUCCCCGCCUACAAAGAAAUGUCACUCUUCAUAAUGCGGCCGUUAGCCUUAGCCGCCGAAUUCCAGCUUGAAGUCUUGCAAAACCCACAAGACAUGAGCUACAAUGCAUUCUCGUCCACGCGCGAGAUACGACAGAACCUCGAACUAUUGUGCAAUGUGAUGGUGGUUUGUAAACCUGCAACUGGAGAGUAUGAUCGAAGGAUUCAAGCUUGCACAGCGUUUCUGGAGAAAACAAGAUUUGAGAGAGUUCUUAAUUCGAGUCUACUAGGGAAUGGUGUCGGUAGAUGA
Molecule: messenger RNA, 1899 nt
Organism: Penicillium coprophilum
Lineage: Eukaryota; Fungi; Ascomycota; Eurotiomycetes; Eurotiales; Aspergillaceae
Exons: 5
Coding region: 1-1899 (632 amino acids)
Biological process (GO): regulation of DNA-templated transcription
Cellular component (GO): nucleus
Molecular function (GO): zinc ion binding; DNA-binding transcription factor activity, RNA polymerase II-specific
Source: RefSeq, a predicted model, not a curated record